AUGUCUCUCGGAAGGACCGUCAAGUUGAACACCGGUGCCAGCAUCCCUCAAUUGGGGUUUGGCACCUGGCAAGCAGAGCCUGGUCAGGUCAAGGUCGCCGUCUUGGAAGCUCUCAAGGCCGGCUACCGCCACCUUGAUCUCGCCAAGGUCUACGGUAACCAGAAAGAGAUCGCAGAGGCUCUCAAGGAGGCUUUCGGCGGAGCUGUUCCUGGCCUCAAGCGUGAGGACGUCUUCAUCACAUCCAAGCUUUGGAACUCGCAACAUCGCCCACAGGAUGUGCCCGCUGCUCUCGACGACUGCCUGGCUGAGCUUGGCCUCGACUACCUCGACUUGUACCUCGUUCACUUCCCUGUUGCAUUUGAUGAGCCAAGCAAACCUCACAGCCAGCUCUUCCCUCUGGUAGAGAGUGGUGAUGUGAAGAUGCUCGACGACAUCUCCAUUGUCGACACCUGGAAAGCCAUGACCAAGCUGCCCAAGGAGAAGGCGCGCGCUGUUGGUGUCUCCAACCACACCAAGGAGCACCUACAGGCACUCAUCGAUGGCAGUGGCAUCACACCCGCCGCAAACCAGAUCGAGCGCCACCCGCGACUACUCCAGCCCGAGCUCAUCCAGUUCUGCAAGGAGAAGAACAUUCAUAUCACCGAGUACUCUGCAUUCGGAAACAACAUGCUCGGCCUUCCUCUCCUCGUCCAGCACGACACCGUGAAGGAAGUCGCCAAGGCCAACAGCGCCACUCCCGCACAAGUCAUCCUUGCCUGGGCACAGGUUGGCGGACACAGCGUCAUCCCCAAGUCGGUCACUGCAUCGCGCAUCCAGGAGAACUUCAAGGAGAUUGAGCUUUCCAAAGAGGACUUUGAGAAGAUCGAGGAGAUUGGCAAGAAGGAGCCCCGCCGCUUCAACAUUCCGUAUGUUGCCAACAAGCCCCGAUGGCCCGUCAAUAUCUUCAACGAGCCCGAGGAGAAGGAGGCACCUCACAAGGUCAUUGUCUAGGUGUGUCAUGGCGAAGGAUGGCGACCUCUUGCGUUGCGUGGCAUGAGAGCUCUGUACGAGCUUGCGCACGACGUAGGUAUGAACCACGAUCGUAUAGACUACAUAGAGAAUAGACUUCGAUUCGAUGAUCAAG
Parastagonospora nodorum SN15 is the source of this 1123-nucleotide messenger RNA. RefSeq lists its product as hypothetical. The coding region runs from base 1 to 990 and encodes 329 amino acids. The transcript has 3 exons. The record is from RefSeq and is a predicted model, not a curated record. NCBI's taxonomy places the organism in Eukaryota, Fungi, Ascomycota, Dothideomycetes, Pleosporales, Phaeosphaeriaceae. Gene Ontology annotation, molecular function: aldose reductase (NADPH) activity. Gene Ontology annotation, cellular component: cytosol.